Molecule: messenger RNA, 3049 nt
Organism: Thunnus maccoyii (southern bluefin tuna)
Lineage: Eukaryota; Metazoa; Chordata; Actinopteri; Scombriformes; Scombridae
Product: delta-1-pyrroline-5-carboxylate synthase-like
Exons: 17
Coding region: 179-2518 (779 amino acids)
Cellular component (GO): mitochondrion; cytoplasm
Molecular function (GO): glutamate 5-kinase activity; ATP binding; glutamate-5-semialdehyde dehydrogenase (NADP+) activity
Source: RefSeq, a predicted model, not a curated record
UUCCUGAAUCGGUCUCUGUUACUAACGUGGGCUGUGGAUGUGGCAGCGAGGCACCGCCAGUCCGGCUGACUACGUGUCUCCCCUUUGCAGUGCACUCCUAACUGUAGUUGUGCUUGGUUUCCUCGGUUUCUGACAUUGCGCCGUAAGGAGUCCUCUGUUGUCCCCAGGUGUCAGCACCAUGUUUGCCAGGCUGGCCUCGUGCUCUCGCCUGACAUCCAGAUUCCGGCAAUCAAAUGUCUGUCCAGCUUCCAUCAGAGCAUUUUCCCAGGCGAAAUUCUUUCUCCCACGUCCCCAUGGGAAGUCUUUUGCCCACCGGAGUGAGUUAAAGCAAGCUAAGCGCAUUGUGGUGAAACUGGGGAGUGCUGUGGUGACACGGGGAGAUGAGUGUGGCCUGGCACUGGGACGACUGGCCUCAAUAGUAGAGCAGGUGGCUGUGCUGCAGAAUCAAGGCAGGGAGAUGAUGAUUGUCACCAGUGGUGCUGUGGCGUUUGGGAAGCAGAGACUAAGACAUGAAAUCCUGCUGUCUCAAAGCGUCAGACAAGCCUUACAUUCCGGACAGAACCAACUCAAAGAAAUGUCAGUCCCAGUUUUGGAGGCACGGGCGUGUGCAGCUGCUGGACAGAGUGGUCUGAUGGCGUUGUACGAGGCUAUGUUCACCCAGUACAGCACCUGCACUGCACAAAUUCUGGUCACCAACCUGGAUUUUCAUGACGAACAGAAGCGCCGCAACCUGAACAGCACACUCCAUGAACUGCUGCGGAUGAAUAUAGUUCCUAUCAUCAACACCAAUGAUGCUGUUGUUCCGCCCCCUGUUCCCAACAGUGACUUGCAGGGGGUAAAUGUAAUAAGCAUCAAAGAUAAUGACAGCUUGGCUGCACGUCUGGCUGUUGAAAUGAAAGCAGACCUCCUGAUUGCCCUGUCUGAUGUUGAAGGCUUAUACGACAGUCCCCCAGGAACAGAUGAUGCCAAGCUCAUUGAUAUAUUCUAUCCUGGGGACCAGCAGUCAAUCACGUACGGCACUAAGUCCAGAGUCGGCAUCGGCGGCAUGGAAGCCAAGGUGAAAGCAGCCCUUUGGGCACUACAGGGUGGGACGUCUGUUGUCAUCGCCAACGGCACUCAUCCCAAAGUCACAGGCCACGUCAUCACGGACAUUGUGGAGGGAAAGAAAGUUGGCACCUUCUUCUCUGAAGUGAAACCAGCAGGUCCCACUGUGGAGCAGCAGACAGAGAUGGCCCGGCACGCUGGCAGGACUCUGGCCUCUCUGCUCCCGGAGCAGAGAGCAGAGAUCAUCUGCUGUCUUGCUGAGCUGCUUACAGAGAAGAAAGAUGAGAUUCUCAGCGCCAACAAGAGAGACAUGGAGUUAGCAACAGCAUCAGGUCAUUUCUCCCAGCCUCUGAUCAACCGCCUGAGUCUGUCAACAUCUAAGCUGAACAGCCUUGCCAUUGGCCUACGUCAGCUUGCUGUGUCCUCCAGGGAUAGUGUUGGUCGGGUGCUGAGGAGGACCAGGGUGGCCAACAACCUAGAGCUGGAGCAGAUCACCGUUCCCAUAGGUGUCCUGCUGGUCAUCUUUGAGUCACGUCCUGACUGUCUCCCACAGGUGUCAGCUUUGGCUAUUGCCAGUGGAAAUGCUCUGCUAUUGAAGGGGGGUAAGGAAGCUUCCAACACCAACAGAAUUCUACAUCAACUCACCCAGGAAGCUCUUUCCAUUCAUGGAGUGACGGAUGCUAUUCAACUGGUGAGCACACGUGAAGAAGUUGAAGAUUUGUGCAGACUGGACAAGAUGAUUGACCUGAUCAUUCCAAGGGGUUCGUCCCAGCUGGUCCGGGACAUCCAGAGGGCAGCUAAGGGUAUUCCUGUCCUGGGCCACAGUGAGGGCGUUUGCCACGUCUACAUAGACAGUGAUGCCAGCAUAGACAAAGCUAUUGAUGUCGUUCGAGACUCCAAAUGUGACUACCCUGCAGCCUGCAAUGCUAUGGAGACCCUCCUCAUUCACAGAGAUUUGCUGCGAACCCCCAUAUUUGACCAAAUCAUCGAUAUGCUGAGAACAGAACAUGUGAAGAUCCAUGCUGGCCCCCGCUUUGCAUCCUAUUUAACUUUCAGCCCAUCUGAGGUGAAGUCUCUGAGGACAGAGUACGGGGACCUGGAGUGCUGCAUUGAGGUGGUGGACAGCAUGCAGGACGCUGUGGAUCACAUCCAUAAAUAUGGCAGCUCCCACACUGAUGUCAUUAUUACAGAAAAUGAGGAGACAGCUGAACAGUUUCUGCAGCAGGUGGACAGCGCCUGCGUCUUCUGGAACUCCAGCUCUCGCUUUGCUGACGGCUACCGCUUUGGCCUCGGAGCUGAGGUUGGUAUCAGCACAGCAAGGAUUCAUGCCAGAGGUCCAGUGGGUUUGGAGGGGCUUCUGACCACCAAAUGGGUCCUUCGAGGUGAAGGGCACACUGUUGCUGACUUCUCUGAGCAGGGCAGUAUGAAAUACCUUCAUGAAAACAUCCCAGUCCCCCAAGGGAUCUUCAGCUAGAUGCCAAGUCAAGAUAAGAAAUGUUCAAAGGUUUGUGUCUGCCAGUGGCGCUUCAACUUUUAGCUGCUGCUUCAUCACCUGUAUUAAUCCAGGUGCAGGAAACUUGCAUGUAGAAGAGAGGGUACUUUUACCAGACAAACAUGUUUCUGGUUUUGUGAACCUGUGACUCAGAAUCUGUUUUUAAAUCUCCACUGACCUCUUGAAAAAAAUGACUUGUUACAUGACUCAUGAGAAGGAAAUAUAAUGUUGUAAAAAGAAAAAAAUGAACUAAUUCUGUUAUGUAUAUGCGACAAACCAAACAAAGUAUACACAGACAAAGCUCUUUCCUCUGUAAAGUCAUUUUUAUAGUGUCAGAAAUGUAAAUCAUGGGCCCAACUGUGAUUUUCUAACUUAUUUUUCUACAUAAAAACUCUCCCUUGGUCUUUUUGUAAUUUACUGUAAGUGAUGUUUGUGCAGGAUCUUGGUUCAGAUUUAUUUUGCUGUCCUUCCUUUGCGCAGAUUAUUUGAAUAAAUAUGCUGUACAGUUCUUUA